AUGAGAGAUUUAGGGAAUUACUUCAACGUAAACUACAGUAAAAAGAAAUUUGCAGAUGUCAAAAAAUAUUUCAGCAAAGUAGACAUAUUUGAUGUAACUGGCACAACGAGUAUAGACGAUGAUAGAAUUAGCUCUUUUUUAAAUUCAAAAAAUUUAUCUGAAAAUGAUAGGAAAAUAGUAGAAUUAUAUCGUGAAAAGAAAAUAAGUAAGGUCAUAUUAAUUAAAUAUAUGGAACGAUAUGAAACCACCAUACUUAGAGGUAAAAUACAUCUAAUAUUAGUAUUAUUAUCCCCUAUAUGGAUGUUUUAUAUGUUAUAUUUAUCCAAGACGAUAACAGCAAAAAUAUUUACAUCCAUCUCAGCAAUAUGUAUCUUUUUUAAUUUCUUUGCCUCCUUUUUACUUCAUAAUUUCGAAUGGAAACCCAAUUUAUUUUUUUUAAUUGAAAAAAUUGAUCAUAUAGGAAUCUUUUUAAUGAUUAGUGGUUCAUGUUUGCCAGUACCUGGCUUAUUAUUUAAUAAGAUGAAACUAUUUGUUUAUUUGACUCUUCAAUUAUUUUCUGUACUAUUUGGAAGUCUGUUUAUUUGUCGUAGUUGUUUCUCAUCUGGAAAUAGAAUUACAAGGGCAUGUACUUAUAUAAUAGCAGGAUUCUUACAUGCAGUUUUUAUUAAAGACUAUUUUGUUUGUCUACUAACGAAUGAAAUUAUUUUCUUAAUCCUUCUUGCUAUAUUAUAUGUUGUCGGGGCUAUCAUAUAUUCUAUUAAGAAGCCAAAUAUAAUUUCAGGUAUCAUUGAAUUUCACGACGUUUUUCACAUGUGCUGCCUAGGAAGUGCUGUGUGUACAUUUGCCUUGAACUGCAGUGUUAUAAGAAGGAAAUCAUAA
Plasmodium malariae is the source of this 879-nucleotide messenger RNA. It is a transcript of the gene HlyIII, whose product is annotated as hemolysin III, putative. Gene Ontology annotation, cellular component: membrane. The transcript is spliced from 2 exons. The coding region runs from base 1 to 879 and encodes 292 amino acids. Lineage: Eukaryota; Apicomplexa; Aconoidasida; Haemosporida; Plasmodiidae. The record is from RefSeq and is a predicted model, not a curated record.